CGGAUGUAAGAGGAGAAAAAAUCCGUAGUUGAGGCUUCAUGAUAUCCUGAAAUACAUCAAAUGCAAGAGAUUUUCCUUUUAAAAGAGAACAACACGAUACAUCUAUUAACGUUGUGGGUAUCAUUGGCUAGAGGCUUCACAAAGCUUAGAAUAUGGGCAAUUGCAGACCAAGGAACCCCUUCUUGAUAUUCAUUCUACCGAUACUGUUUUCUUCACAGGGCAGAUGCCAAAAUGUUCUAGGGAUCCUUCUUUCCACAUAGAAGAAGCCACAAUUCAACAAAUCCAAUUAGCGUUCAAGACAGGCAGGCUUACAUCAAUAAGCCUUGUGGAAUUCUAUCUCCACACCAUUGAAAAACUCAAUCCAGAACUCCAUGCUGUGAUCGAAGUGAAUCCUGAUGUUCUCCUGCUGGCUGAGAAAGCAGAUGUAGAAAGGCACAAAGCAGGAGGAUACAUUGGUGGCCUCCAUGGAAUACCUGUACUUCUCAAAGACAACAUUUCUACCAAGGAUAAGCUCAAUACCACUGCAGGCUUAUUUGCCCUUUUGGGCUCACAGGUCCCAAGAGAUGCAGGUGUGGUAUCCAAGCUGAGGAAGGCCGGUGCCAUAAUAUUGGGAAAGGCCAGCUUAAGUGAAUGGGCACAUUUCAGGUCAUUCAAUAUCCCUAGUGGAUGGAGUGCUAGAGGUGGUCAGUGCAAGAAUCCUUAUGUUUUGACAGCUGAUCCCUGUGGAUCAAGCACUGGAUCAGCAGUAGGAGUGUCAGCAAACAUGGUUACAGUGUCAUUAGGUACAGAAACAGAUGGCUCAAUUCUUUGCCCAUCUAGUUUUAACAGUGUUGUGGGAAUAAAACCUACAGUUGGGUUAACAAGCAGGGCUGGAGUCAUUCCCAUCUCACACAACCAAGAUACUGUGGGACCUAUUUGCAGAACUGUAUCGGAUGCAGUUUACCUGCUAGAUGAGAUUGUUGGGUAUGACAUACAUGAUCAUGAAGCCACAAAGAGUGCAGCUCAGUUAAUUCCAAAAAGUGGGUACAAGCAGUUUCUCAAGAUUGAUGGGUUGCAGGGUAAGAGGUUGGGUGUUGUUCGAAACCCAGACUUAUUGCUGGGGUCCUCUGAAGCAGUAUCCUUUGAGGAGCAUCUGGAAACUAUGAGGAGGGAAGGCGCAAUUUUGGUGGAAAAUGAAAUGUUCAGUGGUCUCUUAAAUAUAAGCAACGAUAUGGAGGAAAUAGUGGUAAAAUACGAUUUUAAACAUGACCUGAAUAUCUACCUUUCAGAGCUCCUGCAAUCUUCUGUUCGUACAUUGGCUGAUAUCAUCUCUUUCAAUAUCCAGCAUGCUACUGAGGAAGAGAUUUUGAGCUACGGACAAGAGAUUUUCCUCCAGGCUCAGAACACAUCAGACUUAAAUACACAGCAAUAUAGAGAAGCCCUUGAGGGAAACCACAUGCUAACGAAAAAUGGAAUCCAUAAAGUUCUAGUAACAUAUGAACUUGAUGCCCUUGUGACCCUUGAUGAUAGAAUUUAUACAGUUCUAGCCAUUGCAGGGUAUCCUGGUAUAAGUGUACCUGCAGGUUACAGUAAAUCUGGUGUUCCCUUUGGUAUAUAUUUUGGAGGCGGAAGGGGUUCAGAGCCUACUCUCAUUGAGAUUGCAUAUGCUUUUGAACAAGUAACCAAGAUCAGGAUGAUUCCUUAUUCCUUUAUUUACCAGACAGAAAAUUGUGAAAAGUUUCUCUGAGGAAAUGUUGGUGUAAUGCCUUCCAUCCAUACAGGUACCCAAGCUUCACUAGCUUCACUAGCUUCAUCAUUACUACUGAUGUAAAAUUACUGUUAUUAUUGGAUGUUAUAUAAGUAAAGUUUUGACUUUUCA
Molecule: messenger RNA, 1858 nt
Organism: Cryptomeria japonica (Japanese cedar)
Lineage: Eukaryota; Viridiplantae; Streptophyta; Pinopsida; Cupressales; Cupressaceae
Product: probable amidase At4g34880
Exons: 5
Coding region: 224-1726 (500 amino acids)
Source: RefSeq, a predicted model, not a curated record